Molecule: messenger RNA, 1341 nt
Organism: Aspergillus calidoustus
Lineage: Eukaryota; Fungi; Ascomycota; Eurotiomycetes; Eurotiales; Aspergillaceae
Source: the annotation of a GenBank genome assembly
AUGCCGAUCCGCCCGUUGGACGAUUGGGCCUCUGCCCGCACCUUGUCCCUCCCCCUCUCCGCUCUCAAAGGGGCCGUCGUCGGUAUCGAUGCGUCGCACUACAUCUCGCAACACCUCUCCCACCCUUCCACCCGUGAACCGCUCCUGAUCGCACUCGGAGGUUUCCCAUUCGCGCUGAGAAGCAACAUUGAGAAGGAGCUUCAGGUGUUCAAGGAUCUGGGCGUGGCCGUCAUCUUCGUCUUCAGCGGCUUGGACUUUGGAAAGAAGAACCAGCGACCUGCCAUACAGCACGAGACCGUUCGGGCGUUUGAGAAUGCUUGGGAACUGUAUGACCAACAGCAGGCUGACCAGGUUGUCGAGGCAUUCAGUAGCGUUGGUACUCCCCGACCAGAGUCUCUCUAUCGGUUCCUGCAGCGUAUCCUCGUCCAGAAUGGCAUAGACUACAUGGUAGCGCCGUACAGCGCUGCGGCCCAGCUCGCUCAUCUCAGCAGCGGCCCCAACCCAGUUAUCGACGCUAUAUGGGGACCUUCAGAAGUCCUGCUAUUUGACGUUGACAAGCUAGUCACGCGGAUUGAUAUCGACCCGGCCCAGUUCUUCUGGAUCAACAAGCAAACAUGUCAGGAGGAGCUCGGCCGGCUAACGAAUGAUCAAUUCCUGGAUUUCGCCCUCUUACUCGGCUCUUCCUUCCUACCGAUAUUCCCACCCUUCGAUAAUCCGUCUUUUCCAGGCAAGAGCACCUCUAUCCGUGAUGCACUGAAUAUGUUCAACCAGUCUGGGCGAAGCGCCCUCCAUCUUUGCGGACAGUUAGAGGAGCGCAAUCAGGAUUCUCAGUAUACGGACAGCUAUAAGCGUGCAUUUAUGAAUGUCAAACACCACGUUGUCAUGGAUUUGGAGGGGCGUGUCGGCCCUUUGGAUGCGGAUAACAGCCCCACCGACAUGCACGAGGUAAUCGGCCAACGUCUUCCGGAGGAGCUCUACUUUUACAUCUCAAAGGGAAUACUUGGCCCUGAUGUGCCAAACUAUCUGACCUCUGGCGAGGUUUUGAUUUCACUGCCCCUGGGCGUUGAAGACACAGAGAUCUACCGCCAGGUUGCGGGCGAGAAGCUGGCUCCCCUGCGAGAACAGGCAAUUGGAUUGCUGUCAAAUUCCCUCCAUCGCUUCUACCAGGUCAAACCCAUCCAUGCACGCACUUGGUACGACGAAAACUCCGACUCUAUCAUUAACCUCAAGACUCUCCCCUCAGUAAAAGACUCUAUUCGUGCCUGGAAGAUCCCUAGUGAUAGGUACACCGAGGGAGUCAAAAACCUACAGGUAUAUCUUACAACAUCCUUUUGCUUCUAG